Patella vulgata (common limpet) is the source of this 1798-nucleotide messenger RNA. RefSeq names its product translation initiation factor eIF-2B subunit gamma. Lineage: Eukaryota; Metazoa; Mollusca; Gastropoda; Patellidae. The record is from RefSeq and is a predicted model, not a curated record. Gene Ontology annotation, cellular component: eukaryotic translation initiation factor 2B complex; guanyl-nucleotide exchange factor complex. Gene Ontology annotation, molecular function: guanyl-nucleotide exchange factor activity; translation initiation factor activity. The transcript is spliced from 12 exons. The coding region runs from base 252 to 1634 and encodes 460 amino acids. Gene Ontology annotation, biological process: biosynthetic process; cytoplasmic translational initiation.
CGUGUAAUCUUCAAGAAAUUUUGUGAAAAAGACUGUUAAUAAUUGAAAUUUCGUUUCUUUAACUUGACUUUACAAUCCAGAAUUUAGAAACAUGGUGUCACAUGUGGGCUAACAGUUUCGUCAUACAUGCAAGUUUACUUCUCUCGCACAUAAUUUCAGGUUUUAAACAUAUUAUGUCAGUUGUCAGAAGUUAAAAAUAAUUCAAGUGGUAGCCUAAUUUUGUUAAAGGACUUUAAAGAUUAAAAUCAAAGAUGGAGUUUCAAGCUGUUAUCAUGGCUGGAGGGAGAGGUUCCCGUAUGACAGAUUUAACAGCAAAAUGUCCAAAAGCUAUGUUACCUGUUGGUAAUCAUCCUUUAAUAUGGUAUCCAGUUAAUAUGCUUGAAAGAGCUGGAUUUGAAGAGGUUAUAGUAAUAGCGUUAGAAUCAUCAGUAACAGAUAUACAGAAGUCUCUUGUUUGUCGUGGUAUUAAAAUGAAAUUAGAUAUUGUUGGUAUACCAGAUAAUGAAGAUUGGGGUACAGCAGAAUCAUUGCGCUAUAUUAAAGAUAAAAUAAAGACAGAUAUAUUGGUAGUUGGUUGUGAUUUAAUAUCUGAUAUUAGUUUACAUCAGAUAGCUAAUUUACAUCAAGCUUAUGAUUCAUCUGUUACAAUGUUGUUAUCACCAUUACCUGAUCAAUACACAGAUAUUCCAGCUCCUGGCGUUAAAUCAAAGAAAAAAACAGAAAGAGAUUUUAUAGGUUUUGAUGAAAAAGGAAAAAGAGUGUUAUUUUUGACAUCUGAAGUGGAUUUAGAAGAAACAAUAUCAUUUAGUAAAUCAACAUUAAAAAGACAUCCUUAUAUUAAUAUUAGAUCUAAACUAACAGACUGUCAUUUAUAUUUAUUAAAAAAAUGGGUUGUAGACUUUUUAGCAGAAAAUCAAAGAAUGUAUACUAUUAAAGGAGAAUUAAUACCACAUUUAGUCAGAAGACAGUUUUGUAGACCUAAAGCUCAAGAAUCAGAAAUUCCAGGAAAUACUCCUGCAAGUUUAGCAUCACAGCAAGAUACCAAAGCUAGUAUCCAUGACUUUACAGUAAAUAAUGACAGUUACUCUUCUCAAAUUAUUGAUCUCUCCACGUGGAUUGAUCAUGAUGGUGAUAUGGCUGAUUGUUUCCAUGGUGAAAGUAUUCGUUGUUAUGCUCACAUACAGGAAGAGGGAUUCUGUAUUCGUGCAAAUACGUUAAGCUCUUAUUGUGAAGCCAACAGACAAGUACCUCGGUUAUUAAGUACAUUAUCUCCACAUAAAGAAUUUAAAUUAAUACAUCCUACAGCAGUAGUUAAAGAAAAGUCACAGAUAGGACAAGAUUGUUUAGUAGGUGAAGAUGUUACUGUGGGUGAGAAAGUUUCUAUAAAACGAUCUGUGAUUGGACGUAAUUGUAUUAUAGGGGAUAAAGUUAAAAUAACUGGUUCAGUAAUAAUGGAUAACAUUCAUAUAGCAGAGAGUUGUAAUAUUCAAGGGAGUAUAAUUUGUUCUCAAGCACAGUUGUCUGAAAAGUGUGAAUUAAAGGAUUGUAUAGUAGGACAUCGACAACAAAUAAUAGCCAUGGGUAAAUUUACAAAUGAGGCUAUAAUAGAUGUUGAAAAAAUGAUGGAGAUCUGAGGAACCUGUUAUUAUAAUUUAUACCCUAUCUGAGAUUCAACUUAAUUGAUACUUAUAUUUUUCUUCAGAACUCAGUAAUUUAUCUACUCUUGAUCUUGUCUUAAUGCAAAAAAAAAAAUCAUUAAAAAUUUGCCCUGUUUUUCACAACUGGGGAAAAAGAAUCA